Ixodes scapularis (black-legged tick) is the source of this 648-nucleotide messenger RNA. RefSeq lists its product as uncharacterized. Bases 1 to 648 code for a protein of 215 amino acids. The record is from RefSeq and is a predicted model, not a curated record. NCBI's taxonomy places the organism in Eukaryota, Metazoa, Arthropoda, Arachnida, Ixodida, Ixodidae. The transcript has 3 exons.
AUGAGGUCAAAUAUUUUGCUCUGUGUGAUCUUCAUCUAUCAGCUUACCGGUCUAUGUUCUCUUCAAAAACUCAGCUUCGAAGAUUUCAUCGACGAGGUUCUCUUCCGGACUCAGCGGAACCUAUACAGACACCUCGGGGAAGGCUGGAAUAUAUCUCUAGGCACAAGCCUACAGGAUGAAAAUGGCACCUUCAUUCCUCUCGGAAGCGACAACUUCGCUAAGGGUAUUGGAUUGCACUAUAAGCUUAAAGGAAAUGGAGAGUGCGACACCAGAUGGAGUCAGCGAGUCUACGCGCUUCGGUGUCCCGUCAAAUUUGACAACUUCAAGGUAACACUUCCUCGGUUGGACGAUGAGAAACAGUACAUAGUCCGUGUGGAAACAAGAGGGAUAGUGAUGUUUUAUGAAGAUGGUCGUUCUAUGAAUUAUAUACGAUAUAUAAUGCAUUGGGGAGCUUACACGAUGACAGAUAUGGACAACGUUAUUGUGACCAAACCUCCGGCCCGAUACGAUCUUUCAAACAAAUGGGACGGCAAUCUUCGAAACGUCCUGCGGAAGAAAUUACAAGCUUUCCUCACCGGUGGUGAAUUCUCUCGUUAUAUCACUGAAGGUUUGGAGGAAAUCAGGAUUCCCCCUGAAUUAGAAGAAUGA